Molecule: messenger RNA, 2095 nt
Organism: Gastrolobium bilobum
Lineage: Eukaryota; Viridiplantae; Streptophyta; Magnoliopsida; Fabales; Fabaceae
Product: HIPL1 protein-like
Exons: 7
Coding region: 1-2082 (693 amino acids)
Source: RefSeq, a predicted model, not a curated record
AUGAAAAGUGGUGUUCUUUAUAUUAGCUUCUUGCUUUGUUGCUUCCUGCUGCUUUUGGAUUCUUCAACUUCACUUCCUCUGUGCGUUGAUUCAAGAGCACCCUUUACCCUCAAUACCACACUCGGAUUUUGCCCUUACAAUGGAAGCACGUGUUGCAACACCACAGAAGGUGCACAAAUACAGAAGCAAUUCCAGCUGAUGAACAUAUCUGAUCCUGGUUGUGCCUCUCUUUUGAAAUCAAUACUUUGUGCGAGGUGUGACCCAUUUUCAGCUGAGCUAUUUACAGUUCAAUCCUCGCCCAGAUCAGUUCCUGUGCUUUGCAAUUCUGCAACAAAUUCUUCUCAGUCAAAGGCAGCAGUGCAAGACUUCUGCUCUGAAGUAUGGGAUACAUGUCAAACUGUGUCAAUAAUAAACUCACCAUUUCCCCCUUCAUUACAAGGUCAAACAGGAGGAACACCGGUUAAUACCAAUGCAACCAAACUGACUGAAUUAUGGCAGUCCAAAACAGAUUUUUGUCAUGCAUUUGGUGGAGUCUCCAAUAAUGAAUCAGUAUGCUUUGAAGGAGAAACUGUUGCACUAAAUAACACCGGAACUCCUAUCAAUCCCCCUCAUGGCUUGUGCCUUGAGAAAGUUGGGAAUGGAUCUUAUCUCAAUAUGGUUGCUCAUCCUGAUGGCUCUAACCGUGCAUUUUUCUCUAAUCAAAUGGGUAAGGUUUGGUUGGCAACUAUUCCGGAUGUGGGAUCAGGAGGACAAUUGGAGCUUGAUGAAUCAACUCCCUUUGUUGAUCUAACUGAUCAAGUUUAUUUUGAUAGUGAAUUUGGAAUGAUGGGCAUGGCAUUUCAUCCAAACUUUGCAAACAAUGGUCGAUUCUUUGCUUCAUUUAACUGUGAUAAAAAUAAGUGGUCAGGAUGUAAUGGGGUAUGUUCAUGUAAUUCAAAUGUUAAUUGUGAUCCAUCAAAGCUAGGAGCUGAUAAUGGUGCCCAACCAUGUCAAUAUCAAUCUGUUGUUGCAGAAUACACUGCUAAUGGUACUGCAUCUAAGCCAUCCUCGGCAGAAAGUGCUAAACCAACAGAGGUGAGAAGGAUAUUUACCAUGGGUCUCCCAUUUACAUCUCAUCAUGCAGGUCAGAUACUCUUCGGACCUAAUGAUGGAUAUUUAUACUUCAUGAUGGGAGAUGGAGGAGGUUCAGGUGAUCCAUACAAUUUUGCCCAAAACAAGAAAUCAUUGCUUGGAAAGAUUAUGAGGCUUGAUAUAGAUAACAAUCCAAGUGCAGCAGAAAUUAGCAAUCUUGGCCUUUGGGGCAGCUAUUCCAUUCCCAAGGAUAAUCCAUUCAGCGAAGAUAAAGAUCUGCAACCUGAAAUAUUUGCCUUGGGACUAAGAAAUCCUUGGAGAUGCAGUUUUGAUUCAGAAAGACCUUCCUACUUUUUUUGUGCAGAUGUUGGGCAGGAUCUUUACGAGGAAGUGGAUCUCAUCACAAAGGGUGGAAACUAUGGCUGGCGUGUUUACGAGGGACCCUAUCUAUUCACUCCUACAAAGUCACCUGGAGGCAAUACCUCCAUAAAUUCCAUGAAUCCAAUUUUCCCAAUAUCGGGAUACAACCAUUCUGCAGUAAACAAGAAUGCAGGAUCAGCAUCCAUCACUGGGGGUUAUAUCUACCGAUCUAGGACUGAUCCUUGCAUGUAUGGAAGGUACUUAUAUGCUGAUCUUUAUGCGGGUGCAAUGUGGUCAGCCAUAGAAGACCCAGAAAAUAGUGGAAAUUUCACAACUAGCAAAAUCCCUGUCAGUUGUGCCCAUGAUUCUCCUAUCCUAUGUGAUUCUAUACCUGGAAGCUCCCUUCCAGCUCUGGGCUACAUCUAUUCAUUUGGGGAAGACAACAAGAAAGAUGUUUAUGUUCUUGCAAGCAAUGGUGUUUACCGAGUUGUUCCUCCAAGUCGCUGCAAUUAUGCUUGCUCACAGGAAAAGGCAACAACUACUACUCCUCCUUCUCCUUCUCCAUCUCAUGCAAACCGUUGGAGUAACUUUUCUGGAUAUAUGUUUCUGCAGCUUUCAUCUUUCUUGUUGCUUUUGAUGGGUUUUGUGUAGUGCAUGAUCAUAU